UUUUUAGAAUUUUCAUGAAGUGCAAAAUCACACAGGUCCACUAUAUCCGGACCCCAAACAGCGAUACGUUAAAAUAUUAAACCAUUUUGUCCUAAAGCACCAAUUAGAUACUGUUCCGAAACAAAUGGAGCAUUUCCACCUCCGAUUGUGAAAGCUGAUCUGAGAUCAGCAUCUGAAAGAGUGAAUGGAAACACAGAGAGACACUCCCGUGACAACAAGGAAACUGUAGCCGCAGACUCGGUUCUUACAAACGUCAACACGGACAGUCCACAAUGUUUUAUGUCCGUAGUGUUGUAUUAUACACGUUACUGUGUAUUUGUUCCACAAAUGAUGAUAGCAAAAUAAAAAACGCAUCGAAACCGGUGCGUUUGUUCACCGAGGAGGAGUUGCAAAGAUACGAUGGGAGCGAGGAGGGACAACCAAUUUACAUGGCCAUUAAAGGAGUAGUGUUUGACGUCACAACUGGAAAAGAAUUUUACGGAAAGGGAGCAUCUUAUAAUGCCCUUGUGGGCAAAGACUCAACCAGAGCUGUGGCCAAAAUGUCCCUCGACCCCGCAGAUCUCACACAUGACACUACGGGCCUCACUGAGAAUCAACUUCAAUCCCUCGAGCAGAUAUUUAAAGGCACAUACAAAGCAAAGUACCCUAUCAUCGGAUACACCAGCAGGCGCGUUCUCAAUGAGGACGGCAGCCCCAAUGAAGACUUCAAACCUGAAGACCAACUUAAUUUCAACAUUAAAGAUGAAUUUUGAUGCUGAGACAGCCUUUAAAGAUAAUUGUCUUGUAAUAAAGAUAUCCAACAAUCCAAUCAAAAGUCUGAAUAAUAGUUGUUUGUGACAUCUGGCAGUAGUGGGCAUGUGUAAAUUUGAGGUUGUCUGGUGGUCUUUCAGCCUACAACCUAGAAAAUAUUAUGAUGCAUUAUAUCCCACGUGGGUUUUUCCCUGGUGGGCUGCUUUGAAGGUCAUUCAAAUGAGGCCACCUACAGGUGUGAUUAAAAUAUAUAUAUACGGUAGGUACGUCAUUUGGCCUUUUUAAAUGUAUCAAACGAUGCUAGAAAAUGAUUUUUAAUGUUUGUGCUGUUUAAAAAGUAUUGAUUAUUGUAAGCCUGCAAUAAAUCACUUGGUUUCUCACUGUACACGAGGGGAAAGUUUGGUGAUUCACACAUGUAGAAAUUGAAAUUGCUUUUGUGGUGAGGGGUUUCGUUUUACAAAUUAAGAAGUUAAGCGUUAAUGUUAUCAUUCCACAACAUCAUUUUUACUCAAACGCCAUCUCAGUCAUAAUUAUAGUGUUUGUGUCUAAUCUAUAUAAAAUGCCCUUGAUGACCAGAAAUGUUUCACAUUAAUCUGAGAGAGAGUUGUUUGUUAAUUCGGCUUGUUGUCCUGUCAUAUUAGUGUCAUCUGGGAUAUUUUAAGUCUGAAUGGAAUGUAAUAAACAAGUUGUUUAGAAACUCA
Rhinichthys klamathensis goyatoka is the source of this 1451-nucleotide messenger RNA. It is a transcript of the gene nenf, whose product is annotated as neudesin neurotrophic factor. Bases 273 to 752 code for a protein of 159 amino acids. The record is from RefSeq and is a predicted model, not a curated record. NCBI's taxonomy places the organism in Eukaryota, Metazoa, Chordata, Actinopteri, Cypriniformes, Leuciscidae. Gene Ontology annotation, cellular component: endomembrane system; membrane. The transcript is spliced from 4 exons.